Mercenaria mercenaria is the source of this 4229-nucleotide messenger RNA. Its product is annotated as toll-like receptor 4. Gene Ontology annotation, cellular component: membrane. Gene Ontology annotation, biological process: immune response; toll-like receptor signaling pathway. The transcript has 2 exons. Bases 122 to 2752 code for a protein of 876 amino acids. The record is from RefSeq and is a predicted model, not a curated record. Gene Ontology annotation, molecular function: transmembrane signaling receptor activity; protein binding. NCBI's taxonomy places the organism in Eukaryota, Metazoa, Mollusca, Bivalvia, Venerida, Veneridae.
GAAGUUUAAUAAAACUGAUUGCAUUAUUUCCUGUUCAUUUAGUGAAACUAGGAAAUUAUAUGUAAUAUGCGUAUGUUCUUUUCCAAAAACAGGAUUAAUAAGAAGUAGUAGAUUUAUCAACAUGAAAAUGAGUUUAAUUACUUACCUCAGACUAGCAGUUUUGUUACGUUGCCUGCAUAUGGCGCUGCCUGAAAGGAACGCGUCAAACUGCACGAUCGGUCACUUGGAUGAGACGAAUUUUUCUGAAUGCGGAAACAGAGGAUAUGCUAUGAGGUGCAACGAUACUAGUUUGGUACAAAUUCCACACUUUUACCCAAAACCAAAGAAUUUGAUCGAUUUUCCUCCGCCUCUGUGUUUGUUAGACCUGAGCUUCAACAAAUUCUACAUGGUUGAAAAUAAGUCGUUUGUCAAUGCGAAAAAUCUUAACAGUACAGACGUGCUAUGGUUAAACCUUGACUACAGCAAUAUCUCUUUUAUUGCCUCGAACGCCUUUGAAAGUCUGACCAACCUGCUUUACCUGAAUUUGACUGGAAAUAACUUGAAUCAGCUUGGUAGCUUUGGUGAAGGCGUGUUUAAACCGCUUUUGAGUUUGAGAGCCAUCAAUGUAAAGGAAAACAAAUUAAACACAUUUGAUGAAAUUGGAACGGAACUGCAAUACCUGAAGCAUCUUAAGUGUAUUGAUAUUGAUUUGUGCCCAAACUGUGUGUUUGGAAAGAGUUUCAGUAAACUAACCAAUCUAAAAACUCUAACUUUAUCUGGAACAUCGGAGAGAGCUUGUAAUGCACCAUCUAUUGAAAAUAUAACGUUUCAAUACGUUCCAACAGUAGAAAGUUUAUAUAUGGCGUCGUGUCAGAUAGAGUCAAUAGACAAAAACGCCUUCAGCUACCUUAAAAAUAUCACGCUGUUAGAUAUAUCCUAUAACGAGCACCUGAAUUUUACUGGAAUGAAUCAAGCAUUGUAUGGUAUAAAGAAUUCUCCAACUUUGAAAAUAUUAAAUGUCAAUAGGAUACAUCACUUGUACGGAUCUGGAAUACAGCUUAAAUUGGCCGACAUAGAGAACCUUCAAACCCUACGUGCCCUUGAAACAUUGCAUAUGGACUUGAACAAGAUUGAAGUAUUUGAUGAAAAUAUACUCAAUCCUUAUCAGUUCCCGGACACUCUUAGAAACUUCUCACUGUUUGGAAAUCGACUAACAUAUGGAAUAUAUACAAAGUAUUUACAGAAAGCAGUUGGCAUUGAAUUUCUUGACUUGUCUGGGCAACACUUGAACUUUGAUCUCUUUCUCCACGAUCGCUAUAAAAACAGACAGAUGUUUACAAAAAAUAGCAUUAUCAAAGAUUUUUCCAAAUUAACGAGAAAACAAAAAUGUCCCAGCCUCUGCACUGUCUGCUUACCCCAUAGCCUUCGCAAAGUUAAAUGGAGAAAAAGUUUCAUAUAUCUUAAGAUAAAUAAUCCAAUGGCUAUCUGUGGGGCAACGGGGUUGAAAUAUUUAGACCUAUCUUUCAACUUGAUUUCGAAAUGGAAUGCGACUGUUUUUGGAGUGGAAAAUAUGACACAUCUUGACCUUUCAGAAAACAAUUGCGACGAAGUUGAUCCUACAUUCUUUUUAAUGUUUAAAUCGAUGAAGCAUUUGAACCUUUCUGGAAAUAGCUUGGGAAAGGCUUUUAAUCCAGAUUUUUACCCAAAUGCAAGUAAAAUGUUCGAAUUUCAGAAAAAUAUGACACAUUUAGACCUUUCUUAUAACAAAAUAAAUCACCUUCCGUGGGAUAUAUUCAAGUAUUUACCGAACAUAGAAUAUCUGGAUUUAAGUGAUAACAUUAUUGUUGACUGGAACUUCACUUUGAAACACAGUCGGUGUUUGCGUCAUUUGAAUUUAUCUGGCAACAAACUUUAUCAACUUCCGGAAAGUUUAACCACAUACCUCGAUUCUAUUGCAGAAGGGAAUUGUAAUCUGAAUGUAAUUGUCAACGUAUGGCUUUCUUCGAAUCCGAUAGAAUGCUCGUGCAAAACCUUACCCUUUCUGAAAUGGCUGCGCUAUUCGAAAGUUGAUGUUUACUUUAAACCAGAAGAUAUUUGUAGGCUGAAUGGCGAAAAUUACCAGUAUCUAUCAAAUGAGCAUAUGGAACAGCUUAUCAGUAUUCUUGAAAAUGAUAUAUGUCUGGAUCGCAGCUGGGUAACAUGGACAAUCAGUGUUGCUUGCAGUGUCUUUGUGUGCCUUUUAACUCUUAUUGUAUCCUGCAUUCUGUAUAGAAACCGUUGGAAACUACGAUAUUUAUACUACAGUAGAAACAGACGAUACGUGCACGAAGGUUUCGAGCAUUUGUUCGAGAACGAUGCAUUUGUGUCGUACUCUAAGAACAGCGCAAGUUUCAUUAAGAAUGAGAUGGUUCCUUCCCUUGAGACUGAACAUGGACUACACCUUUGGGUUGCAGACAGGAACUCAGUACCGGGCACGUCUGUGGCUGAGAAUAUCAGCCACGGUAUUUACAACAGCCGGAAAUCGAUUCUGUUGAUAAAUAAGGCAUAUCUAAAUGACAGUUGGUGCGAUUAUGAAAUGAACAUGGCGCAUAUGGAAUCUAUUGAAACAAAGAGGAAAAUGAUUAUAAUUGUUUUGAUGGAAUCUGUACCAAUGGAGUCGUUGCCAAUCUGCCUGAUGAGGUUCUUGCAUAGUGAGCGAUCCCUGGAAUACCCAGAGCAUUCAGAAAAUUUAAGCACCUUCUGGAUGAAUCUUGCAGAAGAAAUAACAUGUUAAUAGGCAUCCAGGCGCUAAUAUACUUUAAGAUUAAUGUAGCAUAGUAUGACAAAAGCAUAAAUAGUUAUGUCGCACUACUGGAAUAUGUCACUUAUCGGCACAGUCUAAACACUUCCAUUUUCCCGCGAAUCCAGCAACAAUAUCUGGCUUCUGGGUUAUGGUUGAAUCGUACAAAUCUGCUUAAAAAAUCUGCAACAACAUGUCACAAUAGCUUUUUAGAUCUUGCGAAUCAUUUCAAUGUCGUCACGUAAGGCCAAAUAAAUAACAAGUUAACUGGUACAAUAAUCGUUGAUCUGAAAAAAAAAACACUUGGAUUUGAAGAAGUGACGCGUAAGUGGUCAGUCAAAAAUGUCAUAAAACAUGGAAAAUUGUGUAUUAAUUAAACACUCCAUUCGUGACCUUGGUGAUAAAAUGUACGUCUGUAGUCAUCUAGUUUGCUACUUUGAACUCUUGUGUCUAACAGAAUAGAUAUUAUUCAAUAAGAUUGAGAGCAGUCAGAAAACCAGUUUUGGAUUAUGCUAUCAUCGAGAAGAGAGCUUUAAGCUAUUCAUUUCGUACAAACGCCUUUUGAAUGCCUUACAUGUUAACAGAAUUCUUGUAAAUACAUUUUCUUCAUAAUUUUUAUGCUUAGAUGUCAUAGAUUCCAUUUUUAAUUUUCAACGUAAAUUUUGUUAUAUACCGACCUUUGUUAAUUGUACACGAUACAUUUUUUCAACUAUUUUGUUAAAUAGAAUUAAACUGCUUUGAUGUCCGAUAUCAGUCGCUUAACUUUUACCUCAAUAAUUAGUGCGUGUUACAUUUGAAGCACUCUGUGUGGCUCGGGUACGUUUUACUGAGUUCAGCACUGCCAGGGACCGCACUGCAUGUAUUUAUAUACUAAACACUAGUUAAUUCAUUAAAAGUCUUUAUAUCUUUUAUUUUAACUGGUGAUGCUGUCAGGCAUAAAACAUCUUUUUUCAGUCUUCGUGACAAAUUAAGAUCAAUAGCGGGUAUGGUUAUCAUGAGAGUAGCGAGCUAACAUUCAGCAUCUACCAAAACUUCCAGCUUAUUUCUGUUAAUAUAUAAACUAGUUAUGAAUUGAAUUAAGGAUACCAAUUAGAGUUGCCAUACUGAAAUAUGUUAGGAAGGACAGUGCAAAAUACAAGUGAUGGUACUGCUCCACACGCUUCUUUGGUUCAUAAACGUAUCAGAUAUAAAACAUGAACUCCUCUCUGUAACUUUGUUAUAAUUUAGUUGCAAUAGUGUAUCAUAAUUUCAACUAUACGCCCCUAAUUUAAAAGUCUAGCGUCUGUAAACUUAGGAGUGAUAUAUUUUUUUCUUGUUUCCUUUGAGAUUUAUUUUCCAGUUGUUAAAGAAUGACUAUAUGUACAUUACUUUUAAAUCGCUACUUAUUUGUUAUGUGUGAUUGUGAUAAUGUAAUUAGAAUUAAGAUACAGUAAAAUGGAUUUCAGUGAAUAAAAUAGUGUGUUUGAACCAA